GUAGGCACUUGACGAUAAUGAUAAAAACUGUCUGCCUGUUGGCUUUAUGCCUCACUGCUGUUUUGGCGGUACCCUCACAACAAAGGAUAGUGGGUGGCUCAUUGACUACUAUCAAUCAAUACCCAUUUGCAGCUGCGGUUUUAAAGUUAUUCGGUGCAAAUUUCCGCCAAGUAUGUGGAGGUACAAUCAUCAACAACAGAUCUGUACUCUCCGCUGCUCACUGCUUUUUCCGUGAACCAACUAAUGCAUUCCGAGUACGAGUCGGCUCCUCCUUUGCCAGUAGCGGCGGUUCUAUUCAUUCUGUAUCUCGAAUCAUCAAUCAUCCCAAUUAUAAUGAUCUAACUAAAAACAAUGAUAUUAGCCUUUUGAGAGUUUCCCAAGCCUUCCCUAUUGGAAACAUUGUAAAAGUCGGGCGGAUACCUAGUAGCAAUUCUGGAGUAGCCGAUGGCCAAGCCGUAUGGGCUAUAGGAUGGGGGAUGACAUCUUUUGGUGGUUCACCUUCUGAGCAACUUCGCCAUGUCCAAAUCUGGACAGUCAAUCAAAAUACUUGCAGAAGUGCAUACGGUUCUAUGGUCAACGAUAAUAUGUUGUGUGCUGGAUAUCUGAACGUGGGAGGGCGGGACACUUGCACUCAAGACUCAGGUGGCCCUCUUCUCCAUAACGGUGUAGUGGUCGGUGUUGUCUCCUUCGGCAAUGGUUGUGGAAACGGUCGUUUCCCUGGUGUUUACGCUAGAGUUUCAAGAUACACAAGCUGGAUACAAUCUAAUGCGUAAAUGUAAAUAAAG
Nymphalis io (European peacock) is the source of this 785-nucleotide messenger RNA. RefSeq names its product trypsin CFT-1-like. NCBI's taxonomy places the organism in Eukaryota, Metazoa, Arthropoda, Insecta, Lepidoptera, Nymphalidae. Gene Ontology annotation, biological process: proteolysis. The transcript is spliced from 4 exons. The coding region runs from base 18 to 773 and encodes 251 amino acids. The record is from RefSeq and is a predicted model, not a curated record. Gene Ontology annotation, molecular function: serine-type endopeptidase activity.